Pseudovirgaria hyperparasitica is the source of this 1395-nucleotide messenger RNA. Its product is annotated as methyltransferase LaeA. The record is from RefSeq and is a predicted model, not a curated record. Gene Ontology annotation, molecular function: methyltransferase activity. The coding region runs from base 90 to 1010 and encodes 306 amino acids. The transcript has 9 exons. NCBI's taxonomy places the organism in Eukaryota, Fungi, Ascomycota, Dothideomycetes, Acrospermales, Acrospermaceae.
ACCCUUCUUUCUCAUUUGCUCCGACGGCUUCUCUCCGGUAUGCCAUCAAAUCCUCCGACAUCAAUCAUGAACGGGUGAGUCUACUUCUGAUGAAUCCUGUUGCUGCUCCUGCAGACUAUGACGAGAAUGGUCGGACAUAUCAUGGCUAUCGCAGAGGUAUCUAUAUGUAUCCAUGCGACGAGAUCGAGAAAGAACGCAUGGACAUGAUGCACCAAUUGUUCGACACUGCCUUUAAUCAAGUACUCCAGAGCACGCCUGCACUGAAAGGCAGAGGUCAAAAUCAGCGAAUUCUGGAUCUCGGGUGCGGAACUGGCAUUUGGGCUUUGGAUAUUGCUGAUGCAUACCCUGAAGCUGAGGUCAUUGGAGUAGACUUAUCAAACAUUCAGCCAGCACAGAUCGCGCCUAAUCUGCAAUUUCGAGUUCCGUUUGAUUACGAAGGUGCGCUUUGGACUUUGGGGGAAAACUCUUUUGAUUUAAUACACCUGCAAAUGGCAUGCGGAAGCGUCUCGAACUGGAACGAGUUGUACAACAAAAUAUACAGACAUCUCACCCCAGGCAGUGGAUGGAUCGAACACAUCGAGAUGGACCUGACGCCACGCUGUGACGACGGCUCGUUGCCUGCGUCAAGCCAUAUACGGAGUUGGUACAAUUAUCUAGUGGAUGCAACAUCGCGUGCGAGUAAGCCUAUCGCGUACAAUCAAUAUACGCGGCAGUCUCUCGCGGCUGCUGGAUUUAUUGACAUCAGCGAAAGAGUAAUCCGAGUCCCGUACAACCGAUGGCCCACGGAUCCUCGAGAGAGGAAAAUCGCAGACUGGCACACCUGGACUCUCGCUGAUGAGACUUGUCAAGGCCUAGAGGCCUUGAGUAUGGCGCCUUUCACUAGAUGUCUCAAUUGGCGACGUGAGGAAUUUGAGCCUUUCCUGGCACUAGUGAGGACCGAGAUGAAGACUAGAAGAAUACACGCGUACAACAACAUACAUGUUUGGACUGCUCGUAAACCACAGUCAUGAGAAAGAUCGAUCGCUAAUUCUGUAACAACACAAUUUUGCACACUUGAGAUACUAGCCAGCGCUUGCUGUGCACGAAGUGGUACUCACUGUGGUCAAACGCUGUUCUGGCCUUCAUGUUGGUCCUAGGAGUCAGUAGCAGCGCGAAGACUCAGAUUACUGUCACAUCUCAAGUGGAUCGAUUGGAGACGAGGUGGAGCAUCCCCCCGCAGCUCGGCCGGAUUGUGACCACACGGCGCCUGACGGUGUUCGUUCGAUACAGCUGCUUUAUUUGCUGCGCAUCAACGCUGUGUCGUUACAGCGCACGCUUCACCGCCUGUAUUGGGCGUUUUGGCGCACAUACGGAUUAGUGAAGGUCUAUGGCAUCGCGUCAGGCUCGUUAGGAAAG